Phytomonas sp. Hart1 is the source of this 888-nucleotide messenger RNA. The record is from the annotation of a GenBank genome assembly. Lineage: Eukaryota; Euglenozoa; Kinetoplastea; Trypanosomatida; Trypanosomatidae.
AUGCAAUGGGAGGAUAUUAUAAAGGCUGAGCGAGGUAGCCCAGCAGGGAUUCCCACGCGGCCAGCACUAAGUUGCAUCUGCAGCUCCAUGGAAGCCCUCGUUAAUUUGCCAUUGCCUGGUCUUCACAGUCAUUUGUGUUUUAACCUGCAGAGCGGAGACUUCUGCCGGAAAUUUUCAAGGGAUAAAUCCACAAAGGGAUAUUCCUACACCGCGCGCCCAGCGUUCUGGGGGCAUUACGGGGCUUUGAGCAUGGCUUGUUCUGUGGUGAGUACUCUGCUGCUGGGCUCAGAUACACCAUCUGCGGUUCCCUUUGUUGUGGGGUUGUAUACAAAGGAUAUAUCCCAUACACCAGGUGCUGUAGUGGCUUCCUCAGCCGUUGUCAAGCUCAAGACUGCGUCGUUUGCAGACUCACGGGCGGCCACAAUGCUUUUUACUGCCGCCUUGAGUGCGACCGUCCGUGAAUUCACAGCAAGAUUUAACCGGGAAGAUUGCGUUGUUUUAAAUCUGACUCGGAUAGGCAAAGAUCAAGGAGAAGACGUGUCCAGACUACUCGGAUCGGCUUCGUUUUUCAUGAUAGCAACGAUAACUGAAGCUGGUCUGGAUAGUCGUGAGGUUCUCGAACUGGUGCGUGCAUGGCAAGACCGAGUGCUUCAAACGAAUACGCGUCCAAUACCGAUUGCCAGACUUAUGCUGCUUCAGUGCUCUACCAAUAUGAUGUUGGAUGCCCUAAAAGCUGUGGUGGAUAAGAUAUUAGAGGGCUUUCCUUGCCCCGAGGAAGGAGCACCUAUGCAGCUUUAUGUUGAUUAUCUUCAGGCUGGGGUAAUAGAUAUCGAUCCUUUAUCUACAUCUUUUGUGGGUUACACCUUGAUUGAAUUAUCUUGGAGGUGA